Molecule: messenger RNA, 194 nt
Organism: Funneliformis geosporum
Lineage: Eukaryota; Fungi; Glomeromycota; Glomeromycetes; Glomerales; Glomeraceae
Source: the annotation of a GenBank genome assembly
AUUUUGAAGAAAGUAUGGAGCCUAAGUCUGUUGGAAAAGUUUUAAAACUUAUAGCAGAAUCGUAUUCAAAUUUAAAGUAUGUUAAUAUAUCUGUUUUAGAGUUUUCUGAAAUAUCAAUUUACAAUAAUAUUCAUUCUAGUCCAAGGCUCCAACAUCUUGAUAUUAGCUUUUGUAAAAUUACUGAUAACUAUUAG